This is a messenger RNA of Betta splendens (Siamese fighting fish), 1951 nucleotides long. It is a transcript of the gene chmp1b, whose product is annotated as charged multivesicular body protein 1B. Gene Ontology annotation, cellular component: ESCRT III complex; multivesicular body. Gene Ontology annotation, biological process: endosome transport via multivesicular body sorting pathway; late endosome to vacuole transport; protein transport. NCBI's taxonomy places the organism in Eukaryota, Metazoa, Chordata, Actinopteri, Anabantiformes, Osphronemidae. The record is from RefSeq and is a predicted model, not a curated record. The coding region runs from base 617 to 1216 and encodes 199 amino acids. The transcript is spliced from 8 exons.
AGUUCGAGACGCGCUGCGGAUCUCAGGACCGUCCGAGCGAUUCUGAACAGUUUCACAAAGUUUGAGUAUUUAUUGGCGGAGCGCGCCGACGUGUCAGGCUCCACUACCGACGUGCCGCCGCACUGCCGAGCUGUUGCGGGGUGAACAUCACAUCAGACGGAGUGAGUCAUCCUCUCUCCCCGCCGCGAUCCACGCCGUAAAUCUAAUCAUCAAUCAGCCGCUUUCGCCGCCCACUACUCGGCCGGUGCGGGCCCACGAGCGCGUCCGGCCGGCGGCGUCCGCGCGUGACAUCGGCUGCGAAGCAAACGCAAAGCGGAACAUGUGAAAACAGUCAUUUUCGGACGCGGAGGGUUUUGGUUUUUUUCCCCCUUUCAUUCACAUUUUGGGAGGAGGAGGGGAGCUUCCUCGUGACGUCGGGUGGAAUACCGCCACCACGUGACGAUGACGUCGUCGAUAUUUUGGUGAAACAUCAGGAAGUGCGGAAGAAGAAGGCGACGACCGAAACUCGACAGCCCGACGUUGUCCUCGCGGCUCCUGCCCAAUUGCUGUACUUUCUGCCGGUUGCUCGUAAGGAUUCAAACGUGUAGCUGUUGGAUUCGCGAAGAGCCGCCUCAAGAUGCCGAGUAUGGAGAAAAAUCUCUUCAAUUUGAGGUUUGCUGCCAAAGAACUUCAAAGAAACUCCAAAAAAUGUGACAAAGAAGAAAAACUAGAGAAGGCUAAAGUCAAAAAAGCUAUUCAGAAAGGAAAUAUGGAAGUGGCAAGGAUCCAUGCAGAGAACGCCAUCCGACAGAAGAACCAGUCCGUAAACUUCCUGAGGAUGAGCGCUCGGGUAGAUGCCGUGGCAGCGAGGGUACAGACUGCAGUGACGAUGAACCAGGUCACUAAAUCCAUGGCUGCUGUAGUGAAAGGCAUGGAUUCCACCCUGAAGAGUAUGAAUCUGGAAAAGAUUUCAGGUCUCAUGGAUAAAUUUGAACACCAGUUUGAAACUCUGGAUGUUCAGACGGCCCAAAUGGAGGACACCAUGAGCAGCACAACAACCCUAACAACACCACAGAAUCAAGUGGAGUCACUGCUGCAUGAAAUGGCUGAUGAAGCAGGAUUGGACCUCAACAUGGAGCUCCCUCAGGGCCAGACAGGGUCAGUGGGUGCCAGCGUGGCCUCUACAGAACAGGAUGAACUUUCUCAAAGGCUUGCCAAACUCAGAGAUCAAGUGUAAAGGACAUCUGCAGUGGACAUCGCCCCAGAAUGCAGAGCUCUGAAAACCUGUACACUACCUGAAUAAUUAUUUCAUACAUUUUAUUUGCAUUUCUUUUUCUGCUUUACACCCCUUGAGCCUUUGUUGAGGAGUUACUGGAUAAUUGUUUUGUUUUUUCAUUAACAAUGGCCCGUGUUGGUUCGAAGUUCAUAUUAACUUUUAGAAUGAUUCAAUUUGUUCUUUAAAUGCAUUUCUGUAAACUAACAGAAUUGCUGUUGCAGAGAUAUUGACAUUUAAUUUGCCAGUGAGGAUAACCUGGUGUUUUGGUAAAUGCAUAUCUGUCAAAACUCUGUAUAUUAAAAUAAUAUUCAUCACAACAUUAUUAUUCUGUAUUUAUAAGCCAAUUCUAUAUGCGUGAAUAAGACCAUUUCUUUUUCAUUAUAUCUGUAAAUUUGCAGAAAACCUGUGAAUUUUCUUUUCUCUGUAUCAGUGUAAGUCCUUCCCACUAUUGGUGAAUAGACAUUUUGUUGUACUUUACUUCUGCAGAAUAUUUUAAGAAGAUACUGGAUGACAAGCACGUGUGUUUGUGUGGUCAACUCCAGAAUUAUCACUGUUCAAUUGGGAAGGGGUUAUAGUUUGGAGAUUACAUACAGUAAUACAAUAAGUAAACAAUAAAGUUUUAUAAUGCUUUUAUCUCAUUGGCUUGUUAAUGUAUAAUAAGCAAUCACUUAAUAAAUUCAAUAAUAAGGCAAUGUA